Messenger RNA from Gymnodraco acuticeps, 969 nucleotides. RefSeq names its product gastrula zinc finger protein XlCGF8.2DB-like. The record is from RefSeq and is a predicted model, not a curated record. Gene Ontology annotation, cellular component: PcG protein complex; transcription regulator complex. Bases 70 to 858 code for a protein of 262 amino acids. Lineage: Eukaryota; Metazoa; Chordata; Actinopteri; Perciformes; Bathydraconidae. Gene Ontology annotation, molecular function: DNA-binding transcription factor activity, RNA polymerase II-specific; RNA polymerase II cis-regulatory region sequence-specific DNA binding. Gene Ontology annotation, biological process: regulation of transcription by RNA polymerase II. The transcript is spliced from 2 exons.
UCCACUUCUAAGCUGCUGCUUCUCCCAUGACGUCACCGGAAGUCCUGCGGUCGCUCUUUAGCUGUUCUAAUGAAGAAACCGAAAGGAAAAGAGAGACGUCACAGCUGUCAGCAAUGUGACAAAUCCUUUACAACAACUGGAAAUUUAAAGAGCCACCUGCUUAUUCACACAGGAGAAAAACCGUUCAGCUGUGAAGAGUGUGGGACAACUUUCGCUCAAUCAAGUCAUCUCAAAAGACAUCAACGUAUUCAUACAGGAGAAAAACCGUUCAGCUGUGAAGAGUGUGGGACAACUUUCGCUCAAUCAAGUCAUCUCAAAUCACAUCAACGUAUUCAUACAGGAGAAAAACCGUUCAGCUGUGAAGAGUGUGGGACAACUUUCACUCAAUCAGGUGCUCUCAUAUCACAUCAACGUAUUCAUACAGGAGAAAAACCGUUCAGCUGUGAAGAGUGUGGGAAAACUUUCACUACAUCAGGUGCUCUCAUAUCACAUCACCGUAUUCAUACAGGAGAAAAACCGUUCAGCUGUGAAGAGUGUGGGAAAACUUUCGCUCAAUUAGGUGCUCUCAUAUCACAUCAACGUAUUCAUACAGGAGAAAAACCGUUCAGCUGUGAAGAGUGUGGGAAAACUUUCGCUCAAUUAGGUAAUCUCAAAAUACAUCACCGUAUUCAUACAGGAGAAAAACCGUACUGGUGUGAAGAGUGUGGGACAACUUUCACUCAAUCAGGUGCUCUCAAAAUACAUCACCGUAUUCAUACAGGAGAAAAACCGUACUGGUGUGAAGAGUGUGGGACAACUUUCACUACAUCAGGUGCGCUCAAAAUACAUCAACGUAUUCACGCAGGAGAAAAACCAUAGUGGUGUGAAGAGUGUGGGAAAUCUUUUUCUCAAAGUAUUCACCUUUAAAGUCCAUGAGCGAAUGCACACUGCAUUGUUUUGAAGAACUAUGAGAGCCAAGCCAGCUGUUUC